Mauremys mutica (yellowpond turtle) is the source of this 1271-nucleotide messenger RNA. RefSeq names its product tachykinin precursor 3 (gene TAC3). The record is from RefSeq and is a predicted model, not a curated record. The coding region runs from base 390 to 1133 and encodes 247 amino acids. The transcript has 7 exons. Gene Ontology annotation, biological process: positive regulation of blood pressure; tachykinin receptor signaling pathway. NCBI's taxonomy places the organism in Eukaryota, Metazoa, Chordata, Testudines, Geoemydidae.
GUGCCUGUGCUUGGGUUGGCGUGAGCAGCUUCCCACGCCGGGCUCUUGUGAAAUACGCUGGUGCGACAGGUGUGACGUCACCAGCUGGCGGUGGUAGCCGCCAGCAGGAGACGUAGGCAGUUAGAUCCUGGAGAAAUGCUGCACGGUUAGUUGCGGUGCAGUUCUUUCCCGGAGCGGGCAGGCAGUUUCAUCCACGGCCGCCCUGAGACGAACGAGCUUGGGGUUCAGGGCGGCGGCCUUACGGGCUAGACCCACGCAAGCCAAACCAGUGUUCUUGGCAUGUGGACAAUGCAGCUGUCCCCAAGGGUGCAGGCAGAGGCAGCAGGAGACUCUCUCCUGUCCUAACUGGAGGAUCUCCCGCUUGGAACAGCUCCGGUUGCUGCUUUGCCAUGUGCUUACCCAGCCCUGUCUUGGAGCUGGGGCUCAAGGGGUUGAGAGAAGAGACGCCCUGGCGCGGCUUGUCCCAGAACGGACCUUCUCCUUGCGAAGUGCCUCUGCACCCAGGUGGAUGCUCUGCUCACCGUCUCUCUGGCCUCCAGCCCCAGCCGACUCCGCUCACAAGCUGCCGGGGCCCCAGACCCCAGCUGGGCGCAAAGCUUCGACCAGGGAGGAGCCAGCCUGCAGCCCCCGACAGACCGAGCGCCCGGGGCUGCGUCAGCGUCCGGAGGCGCCGCGGACCCGCCUGGCGGAGGCUCGGGGCGCAGAGACUGGGCUCGGCCAUCAGCCCCCGGCCCCGCCCUCGGCAGAGGAAAAUGAAAAGCCCCCUGGUGCUGACGGUGCUGCUGUCCUUAGCGGCGGCCAAGCUGUGUCACACCUACUGCGAAGGGACCCAGGAGCAGCAGACGAGCAGAGGGAUCCAGACGAAGCCGAGCUCAGACCCCUACAAGCUGCCCACGGCCCUGCUCAGGAGACUCUACGACGGCCAUCGGGUCUCCUACGAGGCGUUGCUGCAGCUGGCGGGCAAGGACGAUGCCCGUCCCAAGAUGCCCGUCCCCUCUCAGAAACGGGACAUGCACGACUUCUUUGUCGGCCUCAUGGGGAAAAGGACCCCGGAGCCCGACGACCCCACAGACGGGAACAAGGAGACUUCCGCUGGCUUUGGCGACCUCAAAUAUCCCCCAAAUGCAGAAUGAGGUGCCCACGCCGGGGACGAGCAAAGUGUCUGCAGCGCCUCGAGACACUGAGACGAAGCCGCUCGCCAAAGCCCGCCGCACUCUCAACUGACCGGGAACCCUCCUGCCGUGUCGUGGAGAACUCUCCCCCCCUGUCCC